Antechinus flavipes (yellow-footed antechinus) is the source of this 503-nucleotide messenger RNA. Its product is annotated as cytochrome c oxidase subunit 6C. Bases 130 to 360 code for a protein of 76 amino acids. Gene Ontology annotation, biological process: mitochondrial electron transport, cytochrome c to oxygen. NCBI's taxonomy places the organism in Eukaryota, Metazoa, Chordata, Mammalia, Dasyuromorphia, Dasyuridae. The record is from RefSeq and is a predicted model, not a curated record. The transcript is spliced from 4 exons.
CGAACUCAGUUUGAGCCCUCCCGGCUCCCGUCCUGGUGCUUUUCCGGUUCUGCGCCUGCGCAGCUCCCUAACGCCUUUCCUCUCUCUGGCACCGGACAAGGUCGUGCGUUUUCAGGAAGAAUUGUCAGCAUGUCUGCUCCAGUUUUGGCAAAACCUCAGCUGCGAGGCCUUUUGGCUAAGCGCUUGCGAUUUCAUAUUAUCGCAGCAUUUAUUCUGUCCUUGGGAUGUGCUAACUUGUAUAAGUUUGGAGUAGCUGAACCCAGGAAGAAGGCAUAUCAGAAUUUCUAUAAAAAGUAUGAUCCUGUGAAAGAUUUUCAAGAGAUGUAUCAGGCUGGUGUCUUUCAGCAUGAAAAAAAAUAAUGAAAUGGUACAGGCUUCAGAGGCUUGAGAUCUUUGGAUGAUUAUUACUCACCUGGUUUUCUUGUGCCCUAAUGUAAAAUACAUGCACACUGGUUGUGGAAUAACUUAAUAAACAGUUAAUGACUUAUAUAUGGUAACUUAAA